CCUGAGUAGAGUAGAGGCUGUAACUGCAGCAAAGGGAGACGGAGUCAUUUUCAAUCCAAUCAAAUAUUGAUUUCAGUACAAACACUGCAUGAGCAGAUGACCAACUUUUGGAUGUUUUGUGUAUCUUAAUACUUACCUCCUCUUGGACAGACUAUGAGCGCGGUUGAGUUUGUUGAUUUGAAUCCAUAUUUGGCUCUGGAUCGUAUUUUAUGUCGCUGUUUAACGUGAUGGCUCCCUCCACUCUCACAGCAUAAAACAGUUUCUUUGGAAUAGGCUUGGCUGCUCAGCUGAUGGCUUUGUCGUCGUCACAGGAACUGAGCUGGGUUAAUGAGUAUCCUGACGCGUUGAUAUGUUUCAGGAGUAUUGCUGGUCGGCGCCUAGUUACGCUGUGGUGGUCAGAGGGAGAGGGGGCUUUGAGCAGCUUAAGUAGACACAGCCUUUACAGGAAAAUGUCUAGAUGCAAAACUGACUGCUUAGAAAAACCGCUGUCCUCGGGCUUUAGAUGGUUCGGGCGUUUUGUUGGUAGCCACCCGUGGUGGUUUUUGAUUCUGCCUUUGUUCUUGUCUGGUGGUCUUGGAGCGGGUUUCAUUUUUCUUCGCGACAGACAGGCAAACGGCAUUGAGGAUCAGUUCACACCUGUGAACGGCCUCGCUAAACGAGAGAGGGCGUUUGUACAAGAUAACUUCCAGAACACUGGAGAUUUCUCACAGUUACGGCUCUCAACAGAGGGAACAUAUGGCUCCCUGAUAAUUACAGCUUUGCAGAACAUAUUAACAGAUGACGCGCUUACAGAAAUAAUUAACUUAGACAAACAAGUGAAACGUCUUAAUACAGAGAACCCUUUUGCAAGCCUUUGUGCUCGAAAUGAUGGAACGUGCAUGUCGAAUCCAGUGUUAGACAUUAUAAACUACACCGCCAGUAAAAUUUCAGAUAUCACUCUUGAGUAUCCAGAGCAUAAAGGGGUCUUCUUAGGGUCAGUCCUGGGGGGUGUACAGUUAAAAGAAGGUAGCUCGAAGGUUAAUAGUGCAAAGGCGAUGAGACUUUUUUAUUUCUUAAAAGAAGAAAACUUAAACGAAACCGUUCAGUGGCUGAAAGCGUUUAUACAUUUUUUUUCCAACUACACAGGACUGAACACGGUGUCUGUGUCUUACUUCACUUCCUUAUCAAGAGAAGAGGAGUUUGAGAGCAGUUCAGCUUCUGUGAUUCCUUUCUUUUCCAUCACUUAUUUUUUAGCCAUUACCAUCUCAAUUAUAUCUUGCUUGAGAUUGGACUGUGUGAGGAACAAGGUGUGGGUUGCAUCAUUUGGGGUACUCUCCGCUGGUCUGGCUGUGCUGUCCAGUUUUGGGUUGCUGCUCUUCUGUGGAAUGCCCUUUGCUAUGACAGUGGCUUCAGCUCCAUUUUUGAUUCUGGGAAUCGGAGUUGAUGACAUGUUCAUUAUGAUCUCCUGCUGGCAGAAGACUAAAGUUAAAGAUCAAGUUGAAGAGCGAUUGGCAGAAACAUAUAAAGAAGCAGCUGUAUCCAUCACUAUCACCACACUAACUGAUGUUCUAGCUUUCUACAUUGGCCUUAUGACCCCUUUCCGCUCAGUGCAGUCUUUCUGUAUGUACACUGGUACAGCAGUGUUAUUCUGCUACAUCUACAACAUCACAUUUUUUGGUGCCUUUCUAGCUCUAAAUGGAAGGCGAGAACAGGGCAAUAGACAUUGGCUGACCUGCAUGGUAGUACCAGAAGAAAAGGACAAUCCUGAUGGAAAUAUAUGUUAUGUAGGAGGGGCUUACGAUAAGGAGACUGGUACUGAAAAAGAAAUGCCAAUUCAUUUGUUCUUUAAGAAAUACUAUGGGCCAUUUUUGACACAUUCCUGCACUAAAGUAUUUAUGAUCAUUCUCUACUGUGGCUAUUUGGCUGCUAGCAUCUAUGGAUGCUUACAAAUCCAAGAAGGAAUUGAACUAAAAAAUUUAGCUGUAGACAGCUCAUAUGUUGUUGAAUACUAUGAUAAGGAAAAGAAAUACUUUUCAGAGUAUGGUCCCAAUGUCAUGAUAGUUAUCAAGGAUGAUGAAUUUCAAUACUGGAACACUAGUGCACGAGAGAGUCUUGACUUAUGUCUUCAAGAGUUUAAUAAUCUCUCCAUGACGUCCAAAGAUUUGCUUAUUUCUUGGCUUCAGUCUUACAUGCUUUAUGGAAAAGACACUUUAGAUUUAAAUGAUGAGAAUAUAUUCAAAACCAGCCUGCCUGGAUUUCUACAAGUUUCAAGAUUUAGUCAGGAUGUCAACUUUACUGACAACCAAAUUCUUGCCUCUCGCAUGUUUGUUCAGACAGUGAACAUUAGUAGAGCCAUUGAUGAAAAAAACAUGCUGAAUGCUUUUAGAGAAACUGCUGAAAAUUGCCAAGCAGUUGAUCUGUUAGUGUACCACUAUGCAUUUAUCUAUUUUGACCAAUAUGCUGUCAUAGUUAGCAACACUAUCCAAAAUGUAGUAGUCGCUACUCUGGCUAUGUUGGUCAUAUCCCUACUGUUGAUUCCAAACCCUAUCUGCUCUCUCUGGGUCACAUUUGCUAUUGCAUCUGUCAUUGUGGGCGUGGCCGGUUUCAUGGCACUGUGGGAUGUUAAUCUAGAUUCCAUAUCUAUGAUCAAUCUGGUCAUUUGCAUUGGUUUUUCUGUUGACUUCUCUGCUCACAUAUCCUAUGCUUUUGUCUCAAGUAAUGAGCCCUCAGGAAAUAAGAAGGCUAUAGAUGCUCUCUACAACCUUGGCUAUCCAAUGAUCCAGGCAGCAGUGUCGACCAUUGCAGGGGUAGUGGUGCUGGCAGCCUCACAAAGUUACAUUUUCAGGACGUUCUUUAAGAUCAUGUUCUUAGUCAUCCUUUUUGGGCUGGUUCAUGGUGUCGUAUUCAUACCCGUGUUCCUGUCCUUAUUGGGAUUUUGUGGUAAGGCACACAAUUCCAUCGAACAUGAAAAUACUACAAAGCAACACAACAACAUGAAGGAUCAGUCAGUGUUUGCUUACUCUAACUCAGGUUUUGCCUCUCAAAAAGAGUUAAAAAUGGAUCCAUAUGCACAUGAAUUUUCAAAUGUUUAUAAUUUGUCUCCUAGAGCUUCCAGCAAGCAAAGAGCUGUUCCGGAUCAGUCGCUUAUAUUUAGCAAUUCACUACCAUGGAAGAACGCUGACCCUGAUUGCCCCUAAUCCAGUAAUACUGCAUUCAUCUAGGCUGAUUUCCAGUAGGGUUUUCCAUUAAAGAGGAUACCCAGAUGGUGAGCCCUAGUGUCAAAAUCAGCAGAGAUGUUCUUCAUUCAGACAUUUGCUGUCCUGGUCCUUCUUUUCAUAAAAGUGCUCAGAAAUAAAAUAAUAAAUGCAAGAGUUACCUCAAAAGUCAAAUUAUUCAGAGCUGCUCUGAGAGCCAUCUCUUAAGGCCAACUGGUUUAUUUUUGUUACACAUGAUUCUCACUCAGCUUAGUGUGAUACACUAAAACAUUUUCAUGCAUUCUUUUGUAAAUUGUGCAGACAAUAAUGAAAUAUCAGUAUCAGAAUAAAAUGAUAUACUUUAAAAUGUAUAAUUAUGCCGAUUGUAACUAGUAAUGCUGAACCAUUAUCUAUGUAUGAAUACUGUUUUGUUUUUCUGGUAAGCUGUAAGUUGUAUUGCACAAUGUUUAAGCUACACAUACUACAGAACUGAAUGUAAUAGCAUAGCAUAUGGCACAGAAUGUAAAAGCAGUUUAUGAUGAUGUCUAAUAUAAUGUUUGUAUAAUUUGCAUACUUUGCUAAGUACUACCUUUCAUAUUCCAUCAUUCAUGUAUAGAUUUAGCUUUUAUUAUGAUGUGGGUACUCACGUAUGGAAAUUUGUUUGUAUAGCACUUAUUACAAGUGUUGUAAGGAAGUAGCUUCACAGAAAUUGGGUCAAGCCCUUAAUAAGCAAGCUGAGAGCAAUGGAGGCAAGAAAAACUCCCUAAGAACAUGAAGAAACACUGAGAGGUGAAGUAAUAUUUAGUACUACUCACAAGUAGUAUUGUAUAUCGUAUAUUUUAUUGUAAUGGUUUUAUCUUAUUUUGUGUGCAUGUUGACUGAGAUGACUUGGUGUGAAAUUUCUAUUUUGUUUUAUAACACAUAAACCAAUAAAGGCUUUCUAAAAUGUCUUGUAAAACAUGGGUGUGAUUUUGAUUCUGUAAAUGAAAGGAAGACUGAUAGACCUUUUUCUGUUUUGAAGUGUGUAGACAUUUUUAUGCAUUUACUUGUAAAUUCUCUAGCCAAGACUGAAAUGUCAGUAUCAGUUUAAAUUUUAUACUGCAUUUAUUUAUUUUUGUAUAUUAUAUAAUGUGUUUAA
Colossoma macropomum (tambaqui) is the source of this 4311-nucleotide messenger RNA. RefSeq names its product patched domain-containing protein 3-like. Gene Ontology annotation, cellular component: membrane. Bases 291 to 3176 code for a protein of 961 amino acids. The transcript has 4 exons. The record is from RefSeq and is a predicted model, not a curated record. NCBI's taxonomy places the organism in Eukaryota, Metazoa, Chordata, Actinopteri, Characiformes, Serrasalmidae.